Paramuricea clavata is the source of this 2235-nucleotide messenger RNA. The record is from the annotation of a GenBank genome assembly. NCBI's taxonomy places the organism in Eukaryota, Metazoa, Cnidaria, Anthozoa, Malacalcyonacea, Plexauridae.
AUGAGUGCAAAUUAUAGACAGGAGGAAGCAAAACGCCUCUUGAACUUUGCGUAUCGUAUAUUAGACUGGGUUCCUGUAGCAGAGUAUGAAACGGUAAAAUAUAGCGUUUCGCAUAAUUCCUUGUUUCCACUUUCUAUUCCUUUAUCGAAAUCAAUUCAGAUUUUGGUUAAACGAUGUUGUAUGCCUCCUUUUGUUUCACUUGCACCGCUGACUGAAAAACCUAGUUCUGAUGCUAGUUGUCUUGAUGUAGACGAUUUGGAAGAGAAAUUGGAGAAAUUGAAGUUCGAUGGAAACAAGAGUUUCAAGGAGGGUCGCUACAACGAAGCAUUAGAUGCCUAUUCUUCUGCAAUAGAUUUGGCUCAAGAGUGCAAUAAUGCUUUCAAUCCCUUGUUGCUUACUAACCGUGCGACAGUUUACAUAAAAUUAGGGCAAUACGAAGAUGCUUUAAAAGAUGCGAAUGAUUACAUAACGCGUCGUCCAGAUUGCUGGAAGGGUUAUGCUAGAAAGGCUCUGGCACUUGAUGGCUUGAAUGAGAAAGUCAGUGCUGAAAUAGCUGCUGCUUUAGCUUUUUAUCAAAACAGGGCUAUAUUCUCAGAUUAUUCUACAUUCGGAAAAUUUUUCUUUGAUUUGCAGAAGCGCAUUUUUGUAUGCGAUACUGUGGAUCAACUCAUUUCGAACGCUCUGCCUUCUCAGAAAGUAGAAACAAACUUGCUAACAAUUCUUGUACUCGGUUCGAAAGAUUAUGUCUUAAUUUCUGAUAUGGUUGGUCGUGUUAUAGUUUUGAGUAACUGUAUUCUAGUUGGUGCAAGGAUAAACUGUUCCGUUCUUCUGACGUUCGGAGGUAAUACAAGCAUUUUCGUGAAUAGUAAGUGCAUGAUUACCAAUCUUUCGUUUUACUUGGAAGAGGGUCAGUUUUCUUGUCAGUUAGGUUCAUUGGUCAAAGUCAUCAACUGCAAUUUUACCGGCAAAGGUAAUGACGGGCCUAUUGUUCAUAGUGAGGGUGAAUUUAAUGCCGAAAGUUGUAAUUUUUCAAACGGCAACAAUGCUGGGUUGGGAUGUUCUAGACCAGGUAAUAUGGUUGUCGUCGAGUGUUCCUUUUGUAACAGUGGGAAAGUUGGUUUAGUAGUGUGGGACGGCGGAACGUUGAAUUUGAAAAGCAGUCGCAUGUAUAACAAUCGUGGGCAUGGGUGCCAAAUUGGACCCGAAGCAUCAAAGUGUGUCGUAGUUAAUUGUGAUAUUUACCACAGUGACGAAGACGGAAUCGCUAUCGAUCGCUCAAAGAAUGUCAAGAUUAUGCGUAAUAACGUUUACGGCAAUAAUUGUUCUGGAUUAUCGAUGAUAAGCUCUGAGGUGAAUAUCAGAGAGAACAAUAUUUUUGACAACGGUUUGUGGGGAAUUUGGGCCUGGAGCAAUUCAUGGUGCAAUGUAUCGAUGAAUAAAGUUUUUCGCAACAAAGCUGGGGGAGUACGUGUGGGAUAUCGAGCUGCAGGGGAAGAGUUUUCUCCAUCUGUCGUCGAACUAAAUAAAAUUUAUGACAAUAUUGGUCCUGGAUUUGUUGAAAAUAUAAGGAAAUUUGAAGUAGAUGGAAGGCCUAGCACAAACGUUGGUUUAAGGAAGUCGUGUUUCAAGUCUCCCAAUUCCCUUCAAUCCGCAAAAUUCCAGGAUAACGAAGUAUACAAUAACAAAGAAAGUAAAAACGUGAAUAAAUUGAAUUUUUCCGUUCUAUAUUGCUCUAAUUGUCGUAAGAAGUGCGAACCGAACAGGUGUGGAAAGUGCUUUGCUGCUGUGUAUUGCAACAAAACUUGCCUAGACGGCCAUUGGUCGAAGCAUAAGAAAAUAUGCAAGGUUUUACGUGAAAAGGCGAGCUUUCUAAUCACUUCGAUGAAAAGGGUUGGUGGUGAUGGUAUGAUUAAACGUCAUGCGAAAGGCCUAGAAGAAAUUGGUCCUGAGUUCAGUCCUCCACCACCACGAGAUGGCAAGAGAUUUGUUGUAAAAGUACAGUCUAGUAUACCGAAUAUAAAGGAUAUAAAGCCGCACUCUCUUCUACUUUACGAUCGCAGUCUUGAACUUUACGAGGAAAUCCAGUCGAAAGUUAUUGCUAAACUCGUGCAAGAGUUUGGUAUACAAUGUGAAAGGCAAAUUGUGGAGAAGAAACUUUUCUUGCAUUGCUUGUUUGAAAAGAACGGACAGCUCCGACUGUUCAUUAAUGAAUUUGCCGAUUUUCUAAAAUGGUAA